Messenger RNA from Geosmithia morbida, 1029 nucleotides. RefSeq lists its product as uncharacterized. Bases 1 to 1029 code for a protein of 342 amino acids. NCBI's taxonomy places the organism in Eukaryota, Fungi, Ascomycota, Sordariomycetes, Hypocreales, Bionectriaceae. The transcript has a single exon. The record is from RefSeq and is a predicted model, not a curated record.
AUGGGCCCCUCUCAAAAACGGGGCUAUAACGACUUGCCAGCUAUGGCAAACAAAAGCGCUGGUCAACGGCAGACCGCCGCCAACACGAACCGUCGGCCUGUACGCAGCCUGCGCAUCCACCCCCCCCCGACACAGAGACAAAUAGCAGCGAAAGAUGAUGGGACUCAGACUUCCUUGGACGUAAAGGACGGGGAAGAUGUCCUCGUUUCGUCCAUUGCGGCUCUCACCCUCGACGUUCCCCUCGUGCCGCUCCGCCCCAAGCGACGAGUUCCUUCCAAGCCAUUCCCCCUUCUGAUGCUCCCUCCCGAAGUUCGCAUCAGAAUAUACGAAUAUUUCUUCGCCGACGCGGACAGUAACCGCGUACUGGACCUCGCGCCUUCAAAUUACAGAGACUACCACCGGAAGCUGGGCUUAAUGCGCGUUAAUCGUCAGAUUCACGAGGAGGCGACGCACUACUUCUACAGCUCGCGCACUUUUCGUAUAUUUCCUACCUUCCCGGGCAGAUACUUCAAAACGAAGAAGCCACUCCUAUCUCGUCUCAAGAAGAACCAGCGUCAAUGCAUUACAUCGCUCGAACUGCGCCUUGGGCCCGGGUUCAACGCUCCGCCAAAGGGCUGGAUUGUCAACGAUGCUCUCGGCCUAGCAGACUGCUCCAACGUGCGUAAACUCUCAGUCUUCGUCGAGUGUGAUCCCAGCGAUGGUGUGUUCAAGGGCUUCCGUCGCGCAGAAGGCUUCUACGAAGGGUUCAGCCGCAGCCUCCUGUCGUCCGUCCUCGAAGCCAUGCCCCCGAUUGGGGCUAUUGAAUUUGACGCUUGGACAAGCGUCAAGAUGAACGGCGCCAUGAUGGGCGGAUUAAUCGACAUCGCCAAGGCGUCGGGCUAUCCUAUCAGGUGGGGGCCGGAGCGGGGAUGGACUGACUCCACCGACGACGGCGACGACAUCUUGCGUUACACCCAGGCAGCUUUGGAUGAAUCGGAAUAUAAACGUGCGAUCCAGACCAUGUACAGCUUGGACAGCAGCCUCGUAUAA